Molecule: messenger RNA, 3480 nt
Organism: Ophidiomyces ophidiicola
Lineage: Eukaryota; Fungi; Ascomycota; Eurotiomycetes; Onygenales; Onygenaceae
Gene: HRQ1
Product: ATP-dependent 3'-5' DNA helicase
Exons: 1
Coding region: 1-3480 (1159 amino acids)
Molecular function (GO): nucleic acid binding; ATP binding
Source: RefSeq, a predicted model, not a curated record
AUGAAUAGAAAGAGAAAAGCAGAAGGCUUACCGUUGAUCAGCGAACCUAUUCUUCCAGCUGAUGCUGAAGCUGAGAAUUUACUUUCACAGAAUGGCAUAUCUUCCGCGGCUAAGAAAAUUGACCCCGUCACAAUUCCAACAAAGGACCACGAUGGACCUUAUCAUCAUACACCCCCACACUCAAAGCCUUUAUCUACAUCCUCGUCCCGAGCAUCUAGCGCCUCACGCUCUGGCUCAAAAACUGCCUCGAAGGGUAAAGCCUCACAAUCAAUCCCUUGGCCCUCAGCGUUCAAAAGCCUGUCUCAAACCCACCGCGCCUUAAACCUUGUAUACACCUUUUGCUGCACCAGAAAGCACUUCGCGACGACUUUUGAGAAAAUCAAAUCUGCUGUUGAAUCUCAAACUGGCGGGAGGCAGCUGACUGUUGAAGAUGUAGCUAAAGUAAAGGUACUCGUUCCGCAUUCAGUCAGGUUUGAGACCGUGGAUGCCAGGGUGGUGAAUGUUUUGGGAAUUCCAGAGGCAAAAAAAAUCAAACUAGGAAAAGCUUGGGAUGAUUGGGAAACGGAAGGUAUGGGUAUUGAUCUUAAAGAUCAACAGGGUAUAGGGGAAGAAGAAAAUGCCGAUGAAGUUUUAUUGUUUGAGUUUGUUGAUGGCAAUCUGAGAAAGGAAAAAGGUGAAGGGGCUGAAGUCCGUAACCCAUGGGAAGAUAGCAUAAGAAUGCCGGUUUAUGAUCGGAAGCACAUGCUAUCUUUAAUUGAGAAGAGGAACAAAAAGUUCUCUGAUGCCAUUGAUGCGUUUCUUGCCAGAUGCCAAGAGGAGAAAGUAGACCCAGUCACAAAGCUUGAAGCCGAAAAGGAUUUCUACAUCCCCGUCUUUGGGACAUCCGGGACUAACACACCCGCUGUUUCUAAGCUACCUCCACAAAUACCCACAGAACGAAAAUCAAUAUCUGAUAUCCUCAUUGAAAUUCGUGAGCAGGAUUGGUACACUGGGCAGAUUGUUCCAGAUGGCCACAGGGUGAUUGAUGCCCAGCAACCAGUGUACGGAGAUUUGACUUUUCAACUCUCGCAAAACGUCGUCAACGCACUAUAUAACACUAAAGGGAUCACGCAGUUAUAUUCUCACCAGGCUGAAGCCAUUAAUAAUCUCCAUGACGGUCAUGACGUGAUAGUGUCUACGUCUACUAGCUCUGGAAAGUCUCUGAUAUAUCAGAUUCCAAUGCUGUGCGAAUUGGAAAAAGAUUUCGAUAGCAGAGGAAUGUAUAUUUUCCCUACCAAAGCCCUAGCGCAGGAUCAGCGGCGAAAUAUGCAGGAACUGAUGCAAUAUAUGCCUGGCUUGGAAUAUACCAUGAUUGAAACAUUCGACGGCGACACUCCAAUGGAGCGAAGAAACGCAAUUCGUGAUGAAGCUAGAAUUAUCUUUACCAAUCCUGAUAUCCUCCAUAUCACCAUACUACCGAAAGAAUCUUCAUGGCGCAGGUUCCUCCAAAAUCUGAAGUUCGUGGUUGUUGAUGAACUUCACGUAUACAAUGGCCUGUUCGGAUCUCAUGUUGCAUUCAUCAUGCGACGACUGAGGAGAAUAUGUGCAGCUUUGGGAAACCAUAAUGUGAGAUUUGUGUCCUGUUCUGCGACCGUCGCAAACCCAGAGGCACAUAUGAAAACUAUAUUCGGUGUUGAAGACGUUAAACUGACAGACUUUGAUGGAUCACCUUCUGGCCGUAAAGAGUUUGUUUGUUGGAAUACCCCCUUCAAUGAUCCAAAUGACCGCAAGUCUGGCCGUAGUACAUCCAUUUUGGAAUCUGCCAGGCUUUUUUGCCAGCUUAUUCUCCGAGGUGUUAGAGUUAUAGCCUUUUGCCGUAUUCGAAAAGAGUGUGAAAUGCUGCUAAGCGAAGUAAGGAACCAACUCCGUUCUUUAGAUAGAUCAAAUGUUGCCAAGUUCGUUAUGGGCUAUAGGGGCGGCUAUAGUCCGCAAGAUCGGCGCCAGAUUGAGCGAGAGAUGUUCGAAGGAAAGCUGCUGGGAAUUGUUGCGACAAAUGCUCUUGAACUGGGUGUUGACAUAGGCUCUUUGGACGCGGUGAUCACCCAUGGGUUUCCAUACUCUAUAUCAAACUUGCGUCAGCAAAGUGGACGCGCAGGGCGAAGAAACAAAGACUCUCUUUCAAUUCUAGUUGCUGAUCGGCAUGGAGUCGAUCAGCAUUACAUGCGCAACCCCGAUGAGCUCUUUACAAAGCCGAAUUGUGAAUUACAGGUUGAUCUACGCAAUGAAUUGGUGGUCGAAGGCCAUUUGCAAUGCGCGGCGUUUGAAAUACCGGUCCGCCCUGAGGAUGAUACGAAGUACUUUGGUGCUCAGAUAACCGAACUAGCUUGCACUCGGUUGGUGCGAGAUAAUAUGGGAUAUUACCAUUGCCAUGAGCGCUUCCGUCCUCAUCCUGCCCGUUGCGUUCAGAUUCGUGAUGUACAACAGGAAACCUACGCUGUCAUUGACACAACGAACAAUCGCAACGUUGUCAUUGAAGAGAUAGAAGACAGGCGAGUCUCUUUCGAGAUCUAUGAAGGUGCUAUAUUCCUCCAUCAAGGCCAUACAUACAUGGUUCAAGAACUAAAUACAGAUCGACGCUUUGCCCGGGUCGUUCGUGUCCAAGUCGAUUGGACAACAUCACAACGGGAUUUUACUGACGUCGAUCCGAUAGAAACAGAGGCAAUACGGCGUAUCAGCGGCACCUCUAACUCAAGAGCUUUUUUCGGCUCCAUAAAGAUAUGCACUCUUGUGUAUGGAUAUUUCAAAGUGGACAAACAACGCCGGAUACUCGAUGCAGUCGAGCUCAAUAACCCACCAAUAAUUGUCUUCAGUAAGGGUAUGUGGCUCGAUAUACCGAAACAGGCGCUUGAUAUCCUCGCUUCUCAUAAUUUGAAUGCUGCUGCUGCCAUUCACGCGGCCGAACACGCAGUGAUGUCGCUCCUGCCGACGUUUAUCAUUUCUUCCCCGAGUGAUAUUCGUACAGAGUGCAAAGCUGCCGCCAAAGAAUUUAAACGUCCCCCCAAAACCUCGAAUGGCCGUAAACAGGAGCUCCACCCACCUCCACGCCGUCAGCGCCCGGCCAGGUUGACGUUUUAUGACGCUAAAGGCGGUGCAGCUGGCUCAGGCAUUGCAUCAAAAGCCUUUGAAUUUGCUGAUUCUUUGCUUCGUCGCGGACUUGAUCGGAUUGAGUCAUGCGUUUGUGUCAGUCCGCGUGGGUGUCUCGAAUGUGUCUGUGACGAACGAUGUCCAGAGAUGAAUGAAGUGAUAAGUAAAGUUGGGGCCGUGGUGGUGCUUAAGAGCCUCCUGGGAAUCGAGAUCGAUGUGGAUGCGUUGCCAUGGGGUGAAGGCGAGAUGGAUUCAUCCAUAGGAGAUGGAGGAAGAGAGCUACCUGCCGGAGUGAGAACGGUAAUUGAGGCAACAGAAGUGAAAGGGAAAGCCGGCGAAGUGAAGAUGUAUGAAUGA